AAUUGACGAAGGUGAAAGAAAAAACUUUUAGAGAAACCAGGCUUAGUUGGGCACGACCGGUUUUCCACUGACCAAACUUCUCCGGAGGCUGGAGAAUGCUGAUGGACAGCUCUGAAGUGUCUGUCUGAUAUUUGUAUGCUUGAGAUAUUGUACACAUACACAUGGAAUUUUUCUGUAUAUCUGUGCGUUGACCAAUCAGGUUAAAACACCGAUAUGUAUGAUGCAGUAAUGAUGGUAAGUUUGAAUGUAAUUGUUGAUGUUUUCUGAUUGUGAGCUGAGCCGCCUACAAACUUUGCAAGUGUUGAAGCUAGCUUCUGCUGAUGUAACUGCAAAUCUUCAGUAAACUUUCUUUUUAAUUUAAUCUCUUACUCUGGCAGACUGGUACAUUUUGGGUUCAAACUGUAAAAAUCCCUACAACAACUAAGGUAAUAUAUACACCACAGUUUAUGUCAGUUAAAAGUACUUGUCAGCUUACCACAGAUAAUUAACAUUCGUCAAACAAGUGUUUUAAAUACUAUAUCAUAUACAGUAUAAUAAACUCUACUACAGUAUAAUUAAAAAACACCAGAGUACUUUUUAUUACUACUGAUUCAAUCGAGCACAGUCACUGUAUGAACUUCUUCCACUUUAAAGUAAAAUACAAAUUCCAAUUAUUCUUGCUGUAAAUACUGAAACGUGAUUGCAAUUCUGCUUUAUUAGUGCGCCGUUUGAAAUGGUGAAUAUAAUUGUAUUUUUAUUUUACAGAUUAUAAUCAAACUGCAAAAAUACAAGUAUCCAAAACCUUUUGAAAUAAAACUGUCCAGGAUAAAAAGACAGUAAAGCCCUGGGCUUGUUUCUAUUGUGGUCCUCGCUGUAACAAAUAAAAUAAAAAGUAUUGCUGCAUAAUAAGAGUAAUAACCUCCACAUUUUAAAACAGAAACAAUUUUUUUAAAAAAUAUGUUCAUUCAAUCAAUAAAUUGCUGCUGCACAAACAUUCUGCAUUCUUCAAUAAAAUGUAAUGCAUUUCUCCCCCAAGAUCCUGUGGACAAUCACGUGACACUGCCUAGCUCCGCCUUUUAGUGUUUCAACUAGGUCCUGUAAGCGAUUGUAAAAUGUCACUCGCAUGUCUAGGCAGGCACUUGUUGAAUCAAGCUCUAAGUUAAUCAUGUCUGGUCGAGGCAAAGGAGGUAAAGGACUCGGAAAAGGAGGCGCUAAGCGUCACCGAAAAGUUCUGCGUGAUAACAUCCAGGGAAUCACCAAACCCGCUAUUCGUCGUCUUGCUCGCCGAGGCGGUGUGAAGCGUAUCUCCGGCCUGAUCUACGAGGAAACUCGCGGAGUGUUGAAGGUGUUUUUGGAGAAUGUUAUCCGUGAUGCUGUUACAUACACCGAGCACGCCAAGAGAAAGACCGUGACCGCCAUGGAUGUUGUGUACGCGCUGAAGAGACAGGGUCGCACUCUGUACGGCUUUGGAGGUUAAACGCCUUACAAGACUA
This is a messenger RNA of Danio rerio (zebrafish), 1472 nucleotides long. Lineage: Eukaryota; Metazoa; Chordata; Actinopteri; Cypriniformes; Danionidae. The record is from RefSeq and is a predicted model, not a curated record.